GUCGCUCACGAAACCAAGAUGGCAUCUGAGGACGGUGCGGGUAUCGUGUCAAACGCAGGAUGCGAUGUAAAUAACACGAACGAGCGUGCGACGAAUUUUGUUGAGAGCGAAGCGGCGAACGGGACAUCGUCCGGAACGACGUGGCAACGCAGCGUCGUCGAGAGGACGGCCAGUCGCGCGAGCGAUCUCGCGCCUAAUUCGCCCGGGACGCCCACGGGUUUCCCUGCAGCGUCACCGUUUCUCGCGAACACGGAAGGGCACGCGUUAAAGAGGGAUUCGGGCCCCGCGAGCUCGUCCGGUGAUGUUGGCGAACGGCGAGCGAGCGAUAACGAUACGUCCAGCCAACGGCGCAGCAUGUCUCAUCCAGGGUCCGACCUGGACCGCAGCGUUCGUCUUCCGGAAGAAACAGACGCAGGGAAUCAGGAUCAUUGCAACAAUGAUGUAGUACUAAAAUCUGCCAGAGAACCAGUUCAACAUGUUAUACAUGCUGAUACUGCAUGUAGCAACGACAUGAUGUUAUCCGGAAACAUGCAUACGUUAUCUACAAAGGUAAAAUUAGAAGGUUGCAUGAAUUUCUCCAACAACACACCACAACUUGGGGAAAGCCCGCAAAGCAAUGGUGAAAUGAUCAGCAGCCCUAGGAGUCCUGAUUUUCCUCCAAGAGUUUCUGUCAGCCCACAUCCUCAUAGCCCGGACACGACGUUCUCCAUCAGCAUGAUGUCAGCGAAUUCUACAGUUAUGGACACGGCGAAAUACAAUGAAGAGAGUGCUGACAAUGUGGCUGUGCAUACAGACGAAACGACCGAGUAUCCUUUCUGCCCAUCACCGUCGGGAAAGACAGACAACUCGCAAGUUGACAUCACGAAAACGGAAUCGAGUAAACAGCGGGAUGUCGCUGAUGAAAAAUACAUUACAGAUAGAGAAUUAAAAGUAGAAUCUAUUGAGAUUAAGAAGGAACCAACAGACUCAUUACAGGAACUUGAGAAAGUUAAAUCCGAAUGGUUUGAAGAUAGUUUUUCCGUUACUGUAACAGCAAAUAGAGUAGCUGCUGCAACAGCAGCAUCUCAAGAUAAGUCCACAAAUGCCACUGUUAAUUCAUCUUCCAGUUCACAUUCAAAAACUUAUUCAUCCUCGAGAGAGAAACGUUCGAAAGAAGAUAGACGACACUGCUCACGGUGUCAAAAACGCAAAGGGAUAAAAAGAGCUAGUAUUGGUGUACAGUGCAAACGGGAUCGUCAUGUAUUAUGUAAACCUCUUUCCUUCUCCAAGUCUACUAAUGAAAAUCUGAGGUUAAAUCUACAAACGAAAAACUACAAGAUGCUUAAUAAUCCUGUGGUGAAAAACGAAUUGCUGGAAGGCCUAAAGUACAAGAAAUUUAUUCACAUUGAAACUUAUCCCAAUGGCGGUGCGACGGUGGUCCAUAUGUAUCAGGACGAAAUUGAAAGUUUAUCGCGCGAACAAAUGGAAGAAUUGGCGCAAGAAUACUUCAAGGUGGUUUUCGGAGAAGACGAAAAUGGUAAUGCUUAUCAUGUUAUGGGCAUAGUACACAAUGCAGCUGCAUAUCUACCCGAUCUUUUGGAUUAUAUGGCGAAUAAUUAUCCCACAUUAACUGUAAAGAACGGAGUAUUGGGUAGGAACAGUGAUAUAGAAACCACUACAAUGGCUCAAUACAAAGACCAAGUUUGUAAAGCUUAUAGCAAUGGUACCAUUAGAUAUGGACCGUUGCAUCAAAUAAGUCUUGUGGGCACUGUUCACGAGGAGGUCGGUGGAUAUUUUCCAGAUCUACUCCAGAAAUUGGAAGAGAACCCGUUUUUAAAAAUGACGAUACCUUGGGGACCUUUAUCCGUUGUAAAGAUGGAUACACCACAAGAAUCGAACGAUGGCCCUAUCCUAUGGAUUCGACCAGGUGAACAAUUGGUACCAACGGCCGAUAUAAACAAGAGUCCGUACAAACGACGUAGGACGGGUAUCAAUGAAUUGAGAAAUCUGCAAUAUCUUCCGCGGCUGAGCGAGGCACGGGAAUACAUGUUCGAGGAUCGUACGAAAGCUCACGCCGAUCACGUUGGUCAUGGAUUGGACAGGAUGACCACGGCAGCGGUCGGCGUGUUGAAGGCUAUCCACGGUGGCCAGGCAUCCGGAUAUAAUAGGAUUACAAAGGAUGUGGUGGCUUUUUAUGCCGGCGAUUUUACCGAACUUGUGGAAAAGUUGCAGCUGGACUUACACGAGCCGCCGAUAUCGCAGUGCGUGCAGUGGGUGGAGGAUGCAAAGCUGAAUCAACUACGUAGGCAGGGUAUUCGUUACGCCAAGAUAAAUCUCUACGACAAUGAUAUAUAUUUUCUACCGCGCAACAUUAUCCAUCAAUUCAGAACAGUCUCGGCCGUCUCGAGCAUUGCUUGGCACAUCAGAUUGAAGCAGUAUUAUCCAGAGUCGCAGCACAGUUCGAGUAGUAGGCACAAUCGUGCGAUAAACGAGUCCGCUCAUCGUAUCAAAGAGAAGAAGCCUCUGGAAGCUGUUGGCAUAGGCGAUGAACAAAAGGAGAACACGAAUCGCCAACGUUUGGAGCAGAAAUUGUCGAUCGAUCCUCUCGAGAAAGCAAAAGAAAGGGCGGCCGAAUAUCAGGGUAAUCUGAAGAAAUCUGAUCAACACGGAAAGCAUCGCAAGAGUCGACAUCACUCCAAACAUUCGUCACUUAAACAAAAGAAUAAGGAAGAUGGCAACGACAAUGCACCGUCGGAUCCGUUUGGCAGCACUAAAUCAUCCAAGAGCGAAACCAAUGAGCAGAAACAGAGUAACGACAAAAGGGACGAAAAGAGAUCAGAGAAAAAGCAUAAGGAUCGUCGUCGCAGCAGUGACAAAUCUAGCAAUCAUCACACGCACAGCAGCAAUAGCAGUUCUGAUAAUUGUCACUCUUGUAAGAAGAAGAAAUAUGACAGCAGCGGUCACAAGCUAGAUCAUCGUUGCAGUCACCACGAGAGGUCCAGUAAUAAAAGCAUAUCGAGUAAAGAAACUGUUCCCAGUGUAACGGAAACAAGAACAGUUUCGAAAUUCGAUAGCUCAUCUUCCUUGAAGGAUGCUAAGAGACGACUUAGCGAAUUGUCUCCGUUAGAGGACACUUCUGAAACCGGAGAUUGUCCAAUUCUCGAGGAGGAGAUACUAAAACAGCGGCAGGCCGUUGCCAAAACGUACGCCACCGAAGUAGUGGACAGGGCGCUGGAGAUAGCCAUCUACAAGUCGAAGACCGACGUUGAGGAGGUUUGUCAAUCCUUACGUGCUGAAGUUUCGGAAGCAUCGAAGGAGGUACUAGAAAAGAUUCACAAGGAGAGCUUUGAGAUCGUCGAACAGUGGUUUAAGGAUGACACCACGAAACUGGAAAGAUACAGCCAUCUAUUGGAAAUGAAGACCGUGUUGGCAUUUACGUCAAAGAUGGAAUGCGCAACGGAAAACGCCGUUAAGGCGCUGAUCGAGAUGGCAGAGGACGAAGCGAAGGAAAGAGCGAAAAAUGAGAAAAUCACUGACUUUGCGGCCGCUGGUGACAACGUAUGCGGCGAAGAUUCAACGAUGCUAACGAAGACAACGACGACGACGACGAUGACGACGACGACGACUAGUAUCUCCUCGUAUCCUUCCAUCAUGACCUUUACGUCUCCAUCCACUGAAAACGAUAGACACAGUAACGGGAGGAAUGGCAGCAGCGAUGAAAACUCACUGAAAUCGUCCGAGUCUCAGAAAUCGCACUCGAAAUCAAAGUGCAAGUGUAGAGACGAAAAGGAUUACAGGGAACGAAGACACAAGAAGAAGAGAGAUCACGAGAGGCGAGAGCGAAAACACGAUCGACAUCAUCGGAGUCCCCAGAUAAAAUCCGACUCCAAGACAUCUGACGAUGCUGCGACUGAGCUGUCGCACAAUUAUCCAAUUGUCGAAAAAUCCGAACGAUCAAACUCAAAGGACGACGAGAAGAAAGCGCAGGAGAAGAGGAGGAAAUGCCAUUGCGGCCAUCACUGCGCUCACAGACACGGAGAGAAGAGAUCGUCCGGAAGCAGUAACAAUGGCAAAGACAGAGUCGAGUCAUUCCCACUUGUCACGUUGCAUCAUUCCCAUUCUUCGAGCUCGAAGCAUAAGAGGAAGUCCAGCACGUCCAUGGAGCAAAAGGAACCGAAGAAAUUGUACGUAGUAGAAAAAUAUUCGACCGCGCAAAUUAGCGAGUCGACGAGCACGGUGGUGAACGUGACGACGGUGACAGCGAGCGCGAUCACGACGACGAUUACGACGACGACGACAGACUCGUUGGCGGAGAACACCGUUGUGUCAAACACGUGAAAAGGUUACUGCGAUUAUUCUUGACGAUUAUUAUAGUACAAUCCGCUCGUUAGGAGCGCGAAUCUCGCACGCGGGCGAGGACGAGAUUGAUGUUUCUGACUCAGUCAGUGCGAAGCCUAAAACGAAUUUCUCAUCCGGUGCGGCUAAACCGAGUGCGAGCUUUGCAAUCGGUGCAAGAGAGGAGAAACAAAGAAGAAACUAUGCAUCAGGUAUAUCACGGGAAAAAAAAACGUAUACUUUUACCAAAGUAGAGAUCGCCGUGUUUCAAAUCCAAAGACGAGAUAGGAUUCUGAUUGAGAGAAUUUGCUACUUUCCUCCUUUUUUUUUUCCUCCGCGACUAUAUAUGUAGUACGCUCGUGCAUUUAAACACACACACAGAUAUACAGACAUACACACCGCCUUAGUCUCGAGCCGAGAAGUGUUUGCGAGAAAGUAGUUACUCUCUAGAAAGUACAUAUACAUUUACAUAUAUACACAUACACACACACACACACUCUCCGAUACAGAAUUGCAAAAUUAUUUUGUUACGAGAGAACUCUGGACGUUCCACACACACACACACCACCCAUUCUGAGAGAAUUGAAAAUUAAAAAAAAAAAAAAUAUUUAUAAAAUAUAUGAGACGACCAAACGAGAGAGAGGUGUACAAAAGGAGGAUUUGUAUAAAAUCGCGAAGAUUUAAUCUCGAUUAAUGCGACGGAAGCUGUACUUGUACAUAAAUUAAAAUAUUAUUUUCUUUUCAGAGAAUCGUAUUCUCAUCCCACACACACCAGACUCGCUUAACUUAUUUAUGUGUGCGUUCUUCUAUGCGUAAACUAUUUAUGAUUUUUCAUUGGCCAUCCUGCGGUGACAUGAAACUCGGUCCAUGCGAAAGAUUUAUAGCGAUUUUCUCAGUCGACGCGGCCGUUUUGCAAUUCUUAAUAGCGCAAUUAUAGAUUUGUGCUAUAAUCGAAUAUUUAUAUCUUAGAACGUAGGACGUUAUGAGGAAUGGAAAUAGGACAUCUUGUGUGUGUGUGUGUGUGUGUGUGUGUGUGUGCGCGCGCGCGCGCGCGUAUGUAUGUGUGUAUGUAUGUGUUUAGGUUCGAUUGUGACGAUAAAUGUGACAAUUAAGGUACUGAUCGUAGGAUAAGGAAAAACACUUCUACACAUGGUUUUAUGUUUGAUAUACGAAAUGAGUCAAGGUGACUCGCGACGAUAUCCUUUAUAUUAUCUCUCGAGAGUUUAUCUUAACGAAUAAUAGUUACGUAUUACAUUAUUAAGUAUACCUUUAACUUUCUCUCUCGCUAGAGUUGCUGGGCGUUACUAGGUAUUGCCAACCUCCCCUAUAUAAUUCUUUCCACGAGGGACAUGGAAUGAUAUCCUUUAAUCGCGAAGAAUUGUUCUUCCCUUUCUUUCUACGCUGGAUCGUUAAAUAACCGUAUAUACGUUAACGGAUGUACAAACUCUUCGCCUUCGCAGACAGAAAAUUAUUUGAAACAUUGAACGGCAGACUGAUCGUCAACGAUAUUUUCUCAGCUUGAGUGCAACAGGAACGGGUUCCGGGCAAUCUAUAAUUUUCUAGAGUCCAUUUGGAAGAGAUGCUGACGUAGAUUUACAUACCGAGAGUAGAGAUGUGAAUAGAAGAAAUAAGUUUUGUUUUUUCCGUAUUUUUUUUUCCAUAUUUUAAUAUAUUUGUAUUUUUUGAUUACUACAAAUUGAUUUUUCAUUAUUUUUAACUCUUUAGAUGAUUAUGGUAUUAUAUGAUAGAUUUGAAUUAAUCAUUAUUAUUUUAAAUGUAGCACUCGCAUUCCAAUAUAAUUAUGCAUCUAAUUGAAAAUUAUUCGAAUCAUGUCGAGUUUGAUAUAAUUUGCUGCAAAAGUUUCAUUAAUUCAUGAAAAUUAUUUUUGAAGAAAAAAAAAAAUAAAUUAAGAAAUAAGAUAAAACUUCAGUGUUUUUUUUUAUGUUAACAAAAAAAAAAUAUAUUUAAAAACAUAAAAAAAACCAAUUUUUGUUUCCAAUGAAAAGAACCUUUUUUUCAACUCUUUUUUUUUUCUAUUAGAAAAAGAAAUCGGUUUUUUUCUUACAUCUCUAAUCGAGAGUAUAUCGUUUAAGUAAAAGAACAACACACGAAACAGUCUGUCGAAUCUUGACAGGACACGUUGUACAUAUUGAAUGUGCCUCGCGUUUGCGACAGAGCGAACUUUCAUUUUCAUUAUAUAUCUUCCCGUAUUUCGUUACGAUGUAUAUAGAUAAUGACUAUAUUCGCCGUAUGCUUUAUUUUGUAAGUUAGUCGCGUUAGCGACAUCAUAUACGUUAUAUUCUCGAUUCUCAUAUAUUGGGACACUAAUAAAAAUGUCGAUGUUACGCUUUCGUUAUACAGGAAAAACCCGCUUUUAAACAUACGUGGCUGUCUUAUUUUUAUUUUACGUUUAUAUAUAUAUAUAUAUAUAUAUAUAUAUAUAUAUAUAUAUAUAUAUUUCACGCUGCAUUCGUUUAAUUUUCAGCACGUUACUUUAGGAUAAUUUCGACUGCAGAUUUCUGUUACAAUGCGACUUUUCAAUAAAUAAAUUUUACGCAGUGUAAAUAUGGAGCGAAUUCUUUUACCGGCUUUUUUUUUAUCGCGAAGCGAAGCGAAGUGAAAAGAAAAAAAAAGGAAGAGAAGAGAAACAUUUAUACUGGGUAAUAACGUACGACGAAAGUGUACACAGAUGACAGAUGUAUUUAGUAUUCCGCAUGGAAGAUAUAUUCACAAUUUACUGUAUAGAAUCGUUUUUCGAGCACAUGACAGGCGUGUACAAUUGCUGUAAAUUCUAGUAUCAUAGAAUCGUAGGUGCCUAAAGUCUCAGCUCCAAUAAGAUGAUCGUCAAAAAGUGAAUCUAUUCACCCGCAUAUAUAUAUAUAGAGAGACUUCUUUUUAGACACUUUUCUAUCCUAGAGACCUUUUCUAAAAUUUCUUUUUUUCAGACACUCGGCGAAUUUAAAAUUGACAAACGAGGAGUACACACAAGGGAGGAAGAGAGUCGCGCGCGAACGAGAAUAGGAUGCCAAGAUGAUGAAAUAUUAACUUGAUAGAGACAACGAGCGGACAAUUACUUAAGAAGGACACUGAACGAUGUGUGUCCUCGCGAAAAAAAGGACCAAAAUUAAAACCAAAGGCCUCCCUCCCCUCCCCUCUGUGCGAGAGGAGGCUUGGAUCGACAUUGUAACACUUUUUCAAGGCUUGAAUCAAAAUAUUAGAAUCCCCUUGUUACAAUUAAAUCCAAACCUCCCGGUGAGCGAUUCGCUCGUAAAGUAAUGAUGAAGAAAAGCAAAUAAUCAUAGGUGCUGAACACUGAACGACAUUUGAUAUUUUAAGGUGCCUUCGCUCUGUUCGUUACAGUAAAGCUGUACCGGUGGGUACAAUUAUAAAAAGCUGAUUGAUUUACUCGAUCUUGUAAGGAUAAAUCUUGGUUUCCACGUGUGUGUACAAGUAGAACAAGUGUAAAUUUUCAUCAAUAACGAUAAAUACGAGUAUAUAUUGACGGA
Cataglyphis hispanica is the source of this 7820-nucleotide messenger RNA. RefSeq lists its product as uncharacterized. The transcript is spliced from 5 exons. The coding region runs from base 19 to 4317 and encodes 1432 amino acids. The record is from RefSeq and is a predicted model, not a curated record. Gene Ontology annotation, cellular component: nucleus. NCBI's taxonomy places the organism in Eukaryota, Metazoa, Arthropoda, Insecta, Hymenoptera, Formicidae.